AUGGUUCUUCCUAACCGGAGGCUUUUCCUGAUAGUCGCUGUUAUUUCUUUCUGUUCCAACUGGCAAUUCGCUUUCCAGAUAACCUAUGUGAAUACCUCUGUUAAAACAUUCUACGACUUAGCUAACGAGGGUUACAGAACAGGACAUGAUUGUCGCUUUUGCUGGCUACCAGCCGAGUCCUGGUCCUCGGCUUGGAGUACGAUAGUUAGUAGCUUCUACCCUGGUAGUAUUUUAGGAUUUCUAUUGACGCCGGCGUUCACAUCGCAUAUUGGGAUCAAGAGAACUCAAAUAUUGAUGUGUUUAGCUGCAGUUUUAGGAUGUAGCGUUCACUUUUUAGCUCCUCAAAUUUCUGUAUAUAAAAAUGAAGCAGCGGUUUCUCUUGUGUUGAUCAUAGGAAGAUUUUUAGUUGGGAUCCAAGGAGGUUCAUCCUUGUGUUUAUUGCCUUUGUAUGUUAUUGAAGUUUCUCCUGUGGAACAUAGACCAUUCCUGAGCACCUUCCAGCAAGUUUCUCAAGCCGUGGGUACAUUCUUGGGACUUGUUAUAGGUUCCGAAGACAUUUUGCCUUUGGGUGUGAAUAGGUUCAUAUGGUUACAAGCAUUUGCUAUUGCCCCAACGAUACUUUUCCUGUUCGUCCUUCUAAUGACUCCUAAGACACCACACCAAACCUAUAAGAACAAAUGUCCAAAAGAAGAAGUUAUGAAAUCUAUUCAAUACUAUCAUGGCGAUGAUAGCGGUUACGAUUUCGUAAAAAGAGAAUGUACAACGAUAGAAAAACAACAUGAAGCGGAAAACCGACAAGGAUCAACUCGAACCACUAGCUGCUUUGGAUUAUGUAAUAUUCCAUGGGCGACAUGGAAAGGAUUUUUCAUCGGAUCGCUUGCUGCUAUAUCAUAUGGUUUUACAGCAGAUGAUCUUGUUGAUACGUUUUCAUCUCAAAUUUUGAACAAUACCAUAAAAGACGAUGCCAAAGCAGCAGAUUUGAUAUCUGUAGGUUUCGGACUCAUUCUUGUGAUCAGCAGUUUGUUCGGAACUAUAUUGAUUGAUCGGUUCGGUAGAAGGAAACUUCUGCUUUUUGGUUUAGUUGGAACUGCUGUUUCGAAUUCCCUCGCCAUCUUUUUCUCCGAUAAUGCAAUUUUGGUCACAAUUGGCUUUGCCCUAACUAAAGCUUUCAUUGGUCUUGGAGCAGGGGCCCCCGCCUGGUUCCUAACAUCUGAACUGGUUGAAGCAGCCCACGUUUCCCUCUUCCAGUCUUUAUCGACGGGUCUUCUAUUAACAUCGAAUAUGCUUGUCACCUUCUUCUAUCUCCAAUUAGAAAUGAUGAUUGGAAGCUGGAGUGUUUUGGCGCUCGCUUCCGGUCCCGCCUUCUUCUUAGCUGUGCUUCUUUUUGUAUUUUUACCGGAAACCAAAGAUAAAACUGUUGACGAGGUGCAAAUUAUCCUGCGCGAGAAUACAUUCUCGGCUUUCCCUUCUCAAAAACCAAAUGCUCAAAAUCAGAUUUACGGUUCUAUCUGA
This is a messenger RNA of Auanema sp. JU1783, 1512 nucleotides long. NCBI's taxonomy places the organism in Eukaryota, Metazoa, Nematoda, Chromadorea, Rhabditida, Rhabditidae. The record is from the annotation of a GenBank genome assembly.